This is a messenger RNA of Carica papaya (papaya), 2973 nucleotides long. RefSeq names its product Pentatricopeptide repeat (PPR) superfamily protein. Gene Ontology annotation, cellular component: mitochondrion. Gene Ontology annotation, molecular function: protein binding; mRNA binding. Lineage: Eukaryota; Viridiplantae; Streptophyta; Magnoliopsida; Brassicales; Caricaceae. The record is from RefSeq and is a predicted model, not a curated record.
GUAACCUCGAGCUCAAAACUCAUUACUGGCUAACUACUCCAUCCUCUCGACACUCUCACCGUUCACCACAAAGCUCAUAGUACCUUCGCCCGCACCGGUGAUUGCCAAUCGGCGCUUGAUCUCCCACACUACCACCGGUCUUUUCCGCUUGAAGACGCCAUUGUUGACCUUCUUUCCGCAGCUCACAGCUAUCCGCGAAGCAUUUCCUCUCCUUCUCAUCUAUCUAUCGGUGGCCUCUUUAACGUUCCGAUCGCUCAUCUCAGCCUGCUAAGUGGUUCGUGUGGUCUUUAAUUUUUAUUUUCUUGGCCAAUACUUGUGUGUUUCUAAUUAGUCGAGCUUGGAGCUUGUUUCUUAUGUCUUACAUCUUGUGCUAUUAGUAAUUACCAAAUUAUUAGAGAGAGAGAGAGAGAGAGAUGUGAAUUGGUAUGGUGAUUUUUUGCUUCUGAAGUUGAUUUAACUGAGGAACGUAGAGGAGACGAGUGGAGUUCCUUUUUAGGCUGCGUAUGAUUUUGAUUCCAGAAUGUCCGUAAUGUGGAUAUGGUUAUAGGCUUUUGAGUAUAUGUUCUGUCAUCUUAUCAAAUAUGUUCUUAUGAAUAUAAACCAUCGUUUGGAAAUUCAUCUUCUAUAUUUGGAGGUAAAAUAUGUUUAAUUUUCAAUUGAGUUUUGCUCCUGAAUGGUGUCAUAAAUCCAUGAUUCCGAAAUCUAAUUUAAGCUAAAUUUUGAUUUGUAGUUAUUUUCUAAAAUUAGGAGUGACUUAAAGCAUUAAUGAGAAUUGGAACAUUAAUCAAACAGGAGGUUGGAAGUAUCUCCUGGUAAAAUCACUUCUCUUGCCAGUCAAGUCUUGGUGUCUUGUGGCUCAUCAGCAAAGUAGCAAAGAUGUUAGGGCAUUAUAACUUUAGACUUUCAUCAUUUUGCAAUGAUGGUAUGCUCCCCCUCAAUCGUGAAUUGUCAAGCAGAACAGUGAUAUAGAUAACCUGUUCGAUGAAUUUACUCAAAGAAGAUGCAUAUCUUUCUGAGAUCAAAAUGGCAUGGCAUUUUGCCGAUAACCAUCAAUACUCUGAAACCAAAGUAUAUGCUACCUUCUCCUUGCUUCUCAGUGCAGCCUCAUCGAAGUUCAUCUAUGUUGCAAGAGGUGUCUAACAUUGUUUCCACCUCGGUUGGUGGCCUAGACGAUCUGGAGUCGAGCCUAAAUCAAAGUUCUGUUUCUUUAUCAUCAUCUUUUGUUACGCAAGUAGUUGAUUCUUGUAAACAUGAAGCGCCCACAAGGAGAAUAUUGAGGUUUUUCCUGUGGUCGCAAAAGAUUUUAGAUUCCAGUUUGGAGGACAAGGAUUUCAACCAUGCAAUACGAGUGUUGGCUGAAAAGAAAGACCAUACAGCUAUGCAGAUAUUGAUAUCUGAUCUUAGGAAGGAAGGUCGAGUAAUGGAGACUCAUACUUUCAGUCUUGUAGCCGAGACUUUGGUUAAACUGGGGAGAGAAGACGAGGCAUUGGGUAUUUUCAAGAAUUUGGACAAGUUCAACUGCCCACAAGAUAGUUUCACAGUGACUGCCAUUGUCAGUGCUCUUUGCGCCAAAGGACAUGCUAAGAGAGCAGCAGGAGUUGUUUGGCACCACAAAGAUAAGAUUUCUGGUGCUGAGCGGUGUAUUUACAGAAGUCUUCUUUACAGUUGGUGUGAGCUGGUGAAUGUGAAGGAAGCACGAAAAGUCAUCCAAGAGAUGAAGUCAAUGGAUGUCAUGCCAGAUUUAUUUUGCUACAACGCAUUUCUUAGGUGCCUUUGUAAGAAAAACCUUAAACGAAAUCCAUCAGGCCUUGUUCCUGAAGCUUUGAAUGUGAUGAUGGAAAUGAGGUCGUAUAAGAUUGCACCCACCUCCAUUACUUACAAUGUAUUGCUUAAUUAUUUAGUGACUACAAGAAGAGUUAAGGAAUCAGUUCGAGUUAUUGAACUGAUGAAAAAGUCAGGCUGUACUCCGGAUUGGAUGAGCUAUUAUCUUGUUGUGAAAGUCUUGUAUUUGACAGAGAGGUUCGGUAAAGGCAACAAAAUGGUGGAUGAAAUGAUUGAGAACAGACUGGUUCCUGAUUGUAAGUUUUACUAUGAUUUGAUUGGUAUCCUAUGUGGAGUUGAGAGGGUGAAUGUGGCUCUUGAGUUGUUUGAGCGGAUGAAGAGAAACUCAUUAGGUGGCUAUGGACCAGUUUAUGAUGUAUUAAUACCAAAGCUGUGUAUGGCAGGGGAGUUCGAAAAGGGUAGAGAAUUGUGGGAUGAGGCAAUGUCCCUUGGGGUUACUCUUUGUUGUUCAAGUAAUGUGCUAGAUCCAUCAAUAACUAGUGUUUUUAAGCCAGUAAGGAAGCAGGAGGAGAUUCACCUUUUGGACUCUGCUGUCAGUGAGUCUCAAGUACAAGUCACAAAGAACAAUCGAAAGUUUAAGAUGAAAAUCAGAGGUAUGGGGGCAGGCGGGCUUGUCCAUCUCGAUCUAAGGAAGCGAAGUUUAGGGAAGGCAAGGCAUGACUGUUUGUGGAUUGUCAUUAUAAAAGAACGGGUAGAAAGUGUGCGUUGGCGACUGUAUAUACGUUAUAUAAGUCAAUGGGUAAUAUUAUGCAUACAAGCCCCCCCUGGCAGUAGAAAAGUUCUGAAGAGGGAUUGGCUUCAGUCCACAUAACCUUUUCAAUGGGAAGGGGCGCCAAGCAGCCUUUAUGGGAAGGUUGAGAGUAUUUAUGGAGUAUCUAGACGAAGUAACUGGUACUACAGAAUCUGUAUCACCACUGCAAUGAUAAUUACACGUUAUUAAUUCUAUAUACCCAAAUUAGAUAUAUAGUACACACACACAUAUAUAUUUAUGUUUAUAUAUAUAUAUAUAUGAUUUAUAGUUAAAUUACCUGUAUACCCAGACUCUGAUAUUGUUUGCCAUAAGAUACUUGAUAAUGGGGAGGAUGGUUGUUGGACUAUCAUUCCAAUAAAAGCGUCUGCAAAAUUACACCC